AUUGAUCGGGUAGAUCCGAUCUGUUGAGACUUUGUAUUAUCAAUAUUGUACGCCGAGUCGUAUUGAGGUGUGAGGAGUCAGUGGGAGAGCGGGUCGAGGGUUACCGGAGCUCGUCAUCAGCAGUGAGGAAGGAGUUGAGACCACUGUCAGGCUCGGCGUAUUUCCUCAACGGACCAGGAGAUUUCCACCAUCCCCACCAUGUCAGCUAUCGUUAUUCAUCCGGCCAACGAGCGAACUCGGCUGGUCAGUGGACCCUCUCACAGCGUUCAAUCAAGUAUAUCUCGAUACGUCAAUGGUGACGAUACGCCUGGCACAAGGGGAUCCACCUCAACAUGGGCGACUCCGAGGGAAGGAUCUCCAAUCCUUGGCCCGAGUGAGCCUGCGCCUAGCGGAAGCAAGGUAUUGGAUCGCUCUGCACCACUGCGAGACUCCAUUUCUAGAUCACGAUUCGUCCUCAUCUGCGUCGGAAUCUGGUCCUCCAACUUUGUCUUUGCUUUCCAGUCGACCGCUAUACCGACGCUGGCACCGCUCAUCUCGUCAGAGUUUAACCAUUCCGAGCUGGCCAGUUAUCUAGGAAGCAUCUUUUCACUGACCAGUGCGGCGGUGAUCCCUGUGUAUGGCGUAUUCAUGGACACGCUCGGGCGUACAUUCGCCAUGGACACGGCUUGCUUCUUCUACGGCCUAGGGACGGUCAUGUGUGCUCUGAGCCCGAACAUGUAUGUGUUGAUCGCGGCGAGAGCUUUUGCCGGGCUUGGGGGAGGAGGGCUGCUCACUGUGUCGAGUGUCAUCGUCACAGACCUUGUCCCUCUGAGAGAUCGAGGCCUGUAUCAGGGCCUCAUGAUGACCGUCUUCGGAAGCGGAUCCAUGAUUGGUGGACCCGUCUCUGGAUGGUUAGCGGACAAAUAUGGAUGGCAUCUGUCAUUCUGGCUCCAGGUCCCCAUCACAGUCUUCUGUGCCACCAUCGUCACGAUGGUCCUCCCUGCCCAACCAAUACCGCCGACCCACACCUCGCUUCUUUCUGGCCUCGCAUCCCUCGACUGGAUAGGUACCAUCCUCCUCAUUGGAUCCGUAUCGACACUCCUCCUGGGCUUCUCAUUCCACACCUCUUAUCUUGAACCAUGGUCUGCUCCAGUCGUCUGGGGAAAUCUACUUGCCAGCGUCGUCGCGUUGGUCAUCUUUGGAUGGGUCGAAACCAGGGUCAAGAGUCCACUGGUACCUAUGAGGAUACUUCGGAGCAAGCACAGGCUGGCCAUCAUGAGCAGUGGACUAUUCUUGUCUAUUGGGAAUCAGGCUUUCAUGUUCCAAGUCCCUGUCUACUUCACCGUCGUCGUCAAGUCGUCCACCGCAUAUGCAGGUCUCAUGCUCUCCCUCUGUGGAGGUGCCGGUCUAGCCCUAGGGUCAAUGAUCGCGGGACAGCAUAUCCGCCGAGGGGGUGCUUAUAAACGCCUCGGGGUGUAUUCGCUCAUCCCAUCCGUCUUCUGCUCUUGGAUCGCAGCGAAUUGGAAUCCCGCGUGGCCAUGGUGGGGGUAUUACCUGACAUUCUUCCCUGCUUCCUUGGGAUAUUCCAUGUUCCUGUGCUGUCAGCUGAUCGCUCUCAUAACCGCUGUCGAUAGCAAGAACAUGCCCAAAGCCACAGCCCUACUAUACACCGUUCGCACACUCGGCGUCGCAUUAGGCAUUUCCAUUGGCGGAUCGAUCCAGAUCGGGGCUUUCGCCUCGCAGAUGAAGAAACAGUUUGGCGACUAUCCAGGCAGAGACGAGAUCAUCUCCUCCAUCCUCCAUAGCAAAGCCGCCAUCGCUCGCUUACCGCCAACGCUCCAAAAUCUCGCUCUGAAAGCCUACGCCUCGUCCAUCUCCAUCGUUUGGAUAUCCACAGGGUGUAUCAUGAUCCUCACCGUCCUCAGCGCUUGCUUCGUCCAGGAAAAAGACGUCACGGGGAACAGUGUCAAGGGUUCGGACAGCCAAGCCGUCAAUAGGGACGAAAACGCGUGAUGCAAGCAUGCAAAUGUACUAGUA
Molecule: messenger RNA, 2016 nt
Organism: Kockovaella imperatae
Lineage: Eukaryota; Fungi; Basidiomycota; Tremellomycetes; Tremellales; Cuniculitremaceae
Product: multidrug resistance protein fnx1
Exons: 11
Coding region: 199-1992 (597 amino acids)
Biological process (GO): basic amino acid transport; transmembrane transport
Cellular component (GO): fungal-type vacuole membrane
Molecular function (GO): basic amino acid transmembrane transporter activity
Source: RefSeq, a predicted model, not a curated record